Messenger RNA from Dothidotthia symphoricarpi CBS 119687, 2987 nucleotides. RefSeq lists its product as uncharacterized. Gene Ontology annotation, molecular function: RNA polymerase II CTD heptapeptide repeat phosphatase activity. Gene Ontology annotation, cellular component: nucleus. The transcript has 2 exons. The coding region runs from base 448 to 2847 and encodes 799 amino acids. The record is from RefSeq and is a predicted model, not a curated record. NCBI's taxonomy places the organism in Eukaryota, Fungi, Ascomycota, Dothideomycetes, Pleosporales, Dothidotthiaceae.
CCCACAGACGAGGCGUGGUCUUCCUUGAGAGGGAGAGCGGGAGUUUGUUGAUCAACUCACGUGAUGUACUACCAGAGAGCCUAAAGAUGACCCCUGGCUUCCCCUCGCCUACAAAAGCCCGGCGCCCGCUCGUCGUUUUGGCCUUUUUGGAGCAGCAACGCCAAGAUCCCUGCCACUCAGUUUAUACAUCUGUCGCACACCAGUUCCCUGCGGCGAUCUGUUACUACUAUUACCACCACCACUACUACCACUUUUGUCACCACCAUCACUACACGCUCGUGUUUCUGCAACGUCAUACCGCGUAGUUGUGUCGCCAAGCUCCGACUCAAGCUCAAGCUCCAAGCUCCCGCUCACGUACCGAAUGCGCCGAUUGACGUCGCGACGCGCCUACCACUGCCACACCCUCGACACCGACGUCGACACGCGCAUGGGCGGCUGCACAGAGGAAUGAAGAUCUCAUCGCCCCCGGGCCUGCACUAUCCCAUCACCAUCCAGGAGCUGCACCAGGCGCGCAAUGCCGACGUCAAGCGGUCGGACCGCCUGUUCACCUACUACUACGAGAGCACCGUGACCGAGGGCGACAAAUGGGGCGGUGAAAAGACGGUCAAGAAGCGCUUUCCCACGCGCUUCGACGCGAGCACCGAGGGCAACAUUACGCGAUGGUUCAUCAAGGCGGGCACCGUCAUCCAGCGCCCAGGCGUCGAGCUGCUCGAGCUGGAGGAGCCCUGCACCCACGAGACGCAGUUUGGCGGCCUCUGCGCCGACUGCGGCCUGGACAUGACAAAGGUCGACUACCUCACCAAGGAGCGCAACGUCGACCGCGCCACGGUCAACAUGACGCACGACAACGUCGCCCUGCUCGUCAGCCACAAGGAGGCUGUGCGCGCCGAGGAGGACACCAAGAAGCGCCUGCUGGGCGCGAAGAAGCUGAUCCUGAUUGUCGAUCUCGAUCAGACCGUUAUCCACACGACAUGCGAGAAGACGAUUGCCGAGUGGAAGGCCGACCCCGAGAACCCAAACUACGACGCCGUCAAGGACGUGCAGGGCUUCCGCCUGCCCGACGACAACGUCUCCAACGUGGGCGCCAACAUGUACUACGUCAAGAUGCGCCCGGGCCUGAAGGGCUUCUUUGACCGCAUGUCGAAGCUGUACGAGAUGCACGUCUACACCAUGGCCACGCGCGCAUAUGCCCAGGAAGUGGCCAAGAUUGUCGACCCCGACCGCAAGUACUUUGGCGACCGCAUCCUCAGCCGCGACGAAAACUACACAGACAAGCUGAAGAGCCUGCAGCGCCUGUUCUACCAGCAGACGGCCAUGGUGGUCAUCAUUGACGACAGAGCAGACGUCUGGCAGUACAGCCCUCACCUGGUCCGCGUGCCCGUCUUCAACUUCUUCCCCGGCGCCGGCGACAUCAACGCAAGCUUCUUGCCUAAGCAGCAGGAGCUCGUCACGUCUACAAAGGCGAAACCCGUUGCAGAAAAACCCGAGGCUGAGCCCUCCAACGCCGUCUCGGACACCGCAAAGCCUGCCGAAUCCGCAUCUGCAGAAAGCACAAAUGACACCAUGAACGAAUUGGAAGCUCAACUGAUCACUUCAAUGGCGGUCGGCGAGAGUUUGGAAACACUAGCAGAGCAGGCCAAGGAACAAGAAAAGGUUAUCAUUGCGCAACAAACCGAGCGGCCGCUCCUACAGAGGCAGCUUAUGCUGGACAAGAAAGACGAAGGAACCGAUGAUCAGUCGCCCAACCACCAAGUCGAGAACGGCAAUGUUGUGCCUGCAGAGUCUCACACUCGGCACAGCGUCUUGAACAACGACGAUCGGGGACUGGAUGUCAUGGAGGCGAAUUUGCGACGUGUGCACCGGACUUUCUACGACGAGUAUCUCAAAUCAAAGGCGGUACCAGCUGGCGGCCGCAUCGCAGAACUAAAAGGCGAGAGGAGUCCCAAGAAGCGUCCAUUCAACGAUGUGAUCCCACAUUGCGGCGAGCUCAUGCCGCGCAUCAAGCAAGAGGUACUCGACGGCGCAGUCGUAGUCUUCUCGGGCAUCAUUCCACUCGGCGUGGAUGUCCAGACCUCCGACUUUGCGCUCUGGAUCAAAAGCUUUGGCGCCGAAGUAGCUAUCAACGUGACCCGGCGCACUACCCACGUAAUCGCGAAUCCCGACCGCAAAACAACAAAAGUAAAAAAAGCAGCACACUACCCCCACAUCAAGAUCGUCAACCCAGAAUGGAUGUUCCAGUGCUGCACGCGCUGGCAACACGUGGACGAGACCCCAUACACCAUCGAAGUCGAUCCAGCAGAGCGCGGUAAUUCCCCUUUCGAAGACCUCGACGAUGAUGUCACCGGCGAAGAGGAUGCCGAGUCCCCCGUCACGCUCGCCUUGACGGCAGACACAUGGGCGAGCCUAGACGACGAACUCGACGAUUUCCUAAACGAGAGCGACACGGAAACCGAAGCUGAAGCCGAGGCCGAGGGCAACAGCGGGAGUGAAAGCGACGCCGAGAGCGUCCGCUCAGACAACAGCUCCACUUCCCAAUCCGCAAACCCCGGAAGCACAGAUAAAAAUGCUCCGAAAAAGAAGCGCAAACGCACUUCCACCUCCACAGAGGUAAGCGAAGCCGAUGACAGCGACGCAAGUGCGUCUACAUCCCGCCUUCAGCGCCGCAAAAAACGCACCAUGGAGCGUGUCACUAGCCUCACGAACGUGCUCACCGCGGAGAAGAGCUCGGGGCUGCCGAGCCCAGAGGCCACAGGGCCUGAGGAAGUGGAUAAAGACGGCGAGGAGGAGGGGGAUGAUGGGCUGGAAGCUGAAAUGCUGGCGGGGUUUGGGAGUAGUGAUGAGGAGUAGAGGGGGAAGUGGACAGGAGUUAGGCGAUUUCAUGCUUUGGGGAUUAUAUACACUGUUCUUGCAUGAAGAUGAGAUGAGAUUGGGGGGAUGCAUAGCGCGGUGUCUUUGGCAUGGAGUCUGGCAUUGGUUGUUAUCCUGGU